UAGAGGAUCUGUGUCCGAAUCGGUAAGAAAAUUUGUAGCGCUGCGUUUCAUUUGCAAAAAGUUGCGUUUUAACCACAUCAGAACGAGAGAGACACAAGUAAGAACUAUGGCGAGAGUGACUAAUGUUUUGCGCAGAGCUUACAAAUCUAUUGAAGAUUUGGAUUUGCUGAGAAUUUUGGAAUCUGAGCUCAACCACGAACUCUCCUCCAUGCGCUUCCAGAAUGAAAAAAUGGGUUCAUUUGGUGAUUUUGUGGUGGAGUGGGACUCUCCCAAGUCCCAAGAUGUGAUUCUGAGGAAAAAGUGUUCGUCGUCCGGGGAGGAAGUGGCCAUCUCGGCAUUGUUGGGCCGCGAUACUUUCCAUGAAGAUAGCAGGUUCCCUGCAGAAGCUUUGUUGAAAAUAUGUGUGAAAAAGCCCGGUUUGAGCUCUAUCUUGAAGUUUGAUUGUGUAGCGUCCAAUAGAGGAGGCACUCAGCCUGAUUUUCACAUUCACAACGCCCACUACAUUCCAUCGUCGUCUCUCAGUUCAUCAGUUUAUAGAGGGCCGUUAUUCAGUGAUCUGGACCCUGCUUUACAACAUGAGCUGAAGCAGUAUCUAGCAGCCAGAGGGAUUGAAGAGGACUUCACCAACAACCUCCUCCUCUACCUACACAAGAAAGAGCAAGGUCAAUACACGGGCUGGUUACAAAAGCUAAAGGAGAUGAUGGACAGAACAUAAUGAUUCGUUACGUCCCAUUGUUUUCAUGUUUGGAUGGCCCCACGGCAACACUGGUGGAGUUGGAACCAGACCAUUUUUUCUUUUUCUUUACAAAUAAUUUUUGAAAUUAAGUAGUUUGAUACUUAUUUCUUUUGUUUAUUUAACCGCUCU
This is a messenger RNA of Salvia splendens (bonfire salvia), 865 nucleotides long. RefSeq names its product Mitochondrial glycoprotein family protein. NCBI's taxonomy places the organism in Eukaryota, Viridiplantae, Streptophyta, Magnoliopsida, Lamiales, Lamiaceae. The transcript is spliced from 4 exons. The coding region runs from base 107 to 715 and encodes 202 amino acids. Gene Ontology annotation, cellular component: mitochondrial matrix. The record is from RefSeq and is a predicted model, not a curated record.